AUGUCUGACCAGGCAGUCCAGCCCACCCGCCGAAACCUUCGGAGUCAAGGCGAUGCACCCUUGCAAGGUUCCGCCCCCGCCGACCAUAGCUCAUCUCCGCUAACUCCCCUUCUUCCUUCCGAACCACAUGUUCCAACCUCGCCCGUUGUCGAUGGAGCUGCUCCCCACAGCCUCCAGUCCGAAGUCGACAACGGUACGAGUCAGUCGGACCCGCCUCUUUCCGUUGACCAUACCCCGCAGACCGCUCCCCACGAUCUCGUCCACGGCACCCACUCCUCCGCGCCCACGGUUGACUUCCUUAUGCAACAAAACCGUUUCUUGAUGUCUUCGAUGGCCGACAUGCGCGACGAGAUGCGAUCUCUUCAUCUCAGCCAGUCACGCGAGGCCACCCCAGUGUCCCCUCCCCCGCGUCGCCCCCAUGCCCCCAAGCUAAAGCACGAGAUGUUCCCAAAGUUCCGCGGCCACGACGACGAAGACGUCGACACCUGGGUUACCUCUGUUACUGCCAUCUUCGAGUUCUCCGGCACUGCCGACACAGAUUUGCUCCUCCUCCUGCCCGCCCUUCUCCAAGGUUCCGCGCAGUGA
Messenger RNA from Cryptococcus wingfieldii CBS 7118, 585 nucleotides. RefSeq lists its product as hypothetical. The transcript has a single exon. Lineage: Eukaryota; Fungi; Basidiomycota; Tremellomycetes; Tremellales; Cryptococcaceae. The coding region runs from base 1 to 585 and encodes 194 amino acids. The record is from RefSeq and is a predicted model, not a curated record.